Molecule: messenger RNA, 5810 nt
Organism: Anopheles moucheti
Lineage: Eukaryota; Metazoa; Arthropoda; Insecta; Diptera; Culicidae
Gene: yps
Product: Y-box factor homolog
Exons: 2
Coding region: 353-1489 (378 amino acids)
Biological process (GO): regulation of gene expression
Cellular component (GO): nucleus
Molecular function (GO): nucleic acid binding
Source: RefSeq, a predicted model, not a curated record
AUGUGAUUUGCUUCCGAUGGCGAUCUGAACGGUUCACAAUUUUUUAACAUCCAAAACGCUCGCUCCAACGUAGUAUGACUACCGCGUUCAACUCUACAUCGUAGCAGCAGCCGCAGCAGGUUAAACAAUCAGGCCCAGUGGACACCCGCUCAUAACAUCCGAGCUUACGUCUUACGGAAAAUCUCGAGACGGUACGUGCAGGUUAUAGAACAUUACCAUUAUCGUCAGCAUUGCAGCAACCAGCGGAAAACUUGGCAGAACUCAUCGUUCCAACAGCAGCUUGGCAGAUACAGAACAUCUACUGCAAUUCGAACGUGCUUGAAAUAGGGGUGAAUUAGAAAGACUUCCCAACAUGGCUGACCAGCAAGCAAGUGUUGAACAGCAGCAGGCACCGCCACCUCCACAACAGCAGGCCGCACAGCAGCAGCCGCAACAGACUGUUUCCGGCGAGCAGCCGCCACAGUCACAACCUGCCCCGGCUCAGGAUGCCGGUCAGAAGCCGGCUGCUGCGUCCGGCACCGCACCUUCAGCCGCUGCUCCGCCACAACCGCAAAAGGAAAUCAUAGCCACGAAGGUAACCGGUGUGGUGAAAUGGUUCAACGUGAAGAGCGGUUACGGUUUCAUCAACCGGGGCGACACGCAGGAAGAUGUGUUUGUACAUCAAUCCGCAAUUGCGAGAAACAACCCAAAGAAGGCUGUCCGCUCUGUAGGCGAUGGUGAGCAGGUCGAGUUUGAUGUGGUCAUCGGGGAGAAGGGCAACGAGGCGGCCAACGUAACCGGACCGCAGGGCGAACCAGUGAAGGGCAGCCAGUAUGCGGCGGAGAAACGUCGAGGCUUCCGUCACUGGUGGCAGAAGCGUGGCCAACGCCGCCCUGGUCAAACCCGUGGCAAGGACGGUCAGCUGGAAGGUGGCCAGGGAGAUGGCCAGCAGCAGAAUGAUGGACAGAUGCAGCAGCAACAACAGCAACAGCACCAACCACAACAGCAACAACAAUCUAUUAGCAAGCAGCAGCAACAGCAAUCACAGCAGCCUCGUCGCUACCGCCCACGUGGACGUGGUGGAUACGCAUCCUACUAUUCCCGCCCGGCUCCCCGUGGACCACGCCGCGACAUGGUGAUGGGUGAUAACGGCCAGAUGGAUAAUAAUAUGAUGGAUGAUAAUGGUGGAAUGCGCGGCCAGGGAGGUCGCGGUGGAGGUGGUCCGCGCCGAUUUUUCCGACGCAACUAUCGUAGCGGUGGCCGCGGUGGUGGCAUGGGUGGUCCACCGGGACCCCGCCGUGGUGGCUAUAGACCGGACUAUCAAGCCGAUUACCAGCAGAACGGUGGUGGCCAAGAACAGAUGGCACCGCGCCGUGGUGGUGGCAUGCAGGGACGCGGUUCCGGCGGUCGUGGGCGAUUCCCGCGCCGUGGCCGUAACCCACAGCGUCCGCGUAAUGAUGGUGGCGUUAAUAACGCCGUUCAGAACACCACCACCGAGAGUUCGGCAUAAGGCGGCAGUACAACAUACGCCCCUGACCAUAAGAUGCCCAACCACUAACCUGCAUCACCAUCAUAACCGCUCGAGUAACAACGGAGACGGAAUGGCCCGCGCCUAGUAUCAUCCUUUAUAAUGCGCGGCCAAAUAACACGCACCGAAUGAACGAACAGCUCUCGAAUCACUCCACAACCAUCGCACGAUCGAUCGAUCUCUCAACAGUGGCGGACAAACAACAUCGUCGUUAGAUGGACUAGUGCCCAACAUGUUGGUCACCGUGUCCACUUCUGGUCCACAGGAAACGAAACUGCGUAAGUACAAGCUUGAUCAACACCAUAAUGCUUUUCCAACAGUAUUGCGCACUCCGUAUCCUUACUUUCAUUAUCGUGUUUACGUAGAAACAGAAGCAAACGAUGCAAGAACAAUUGAAAGCGAGCGCCGCGCACAUAAGUUGUGUAAUUAAUAUCCCAACAAUCGUACAAUUCUCGGGUCUUUGUUUCGGUGCGUGUAUUUUCUGAACAAAGAAAAUGAAAUAUUAAAAAAAGAUUACAAAUAUGAAAGAGCGAUUAUAUUAUUUAAAAACAAACGAAUAACAAUUAAACGUAAAAAAACAUACAUUGCACUAUCCUUUACUUGAGCAGCAAGAGAAGCGUACUACUAGUGAAAUCAAUUGGAUAAGAGAAGCGGAGAAUUUCUCGAUUGAGUGUAACAACAGCAUUCAUAAUAGAACCAAGUAGGAAGAUCCCUGGGAGUAAGGAAGAACGUAUAGAAAGCCUGCUAAUUUAAAAGUAAUAUCAAGAUCAAGUAUAUUUUCUGUCGCUGCUGCAGUCGCGUGUUAGGUACGCGCGCGCGCGCGUCCUCAGCGAAUAUCAUCCUUCCAUCGGCAGGAGGACGACCGCGACCUGUGUGUAUUAGGGAAACGAAAAUUGGAACGUAACACCUAGAAAACAAAGACCAACUCAAAGUAACUAGCGCGCACAGGCACAAUCGGUAACAUUGUCGCGUACGAGAUACAGGACCUCGAUCGUCUCGUACCCGAAGCAUCAAUGAUGCUUGCACAUAAGUAAAAUGAUUAACAACGUUCAGCGAAAGUUUCGCUAGAAUAAACGAUAGGCAAGAUGCAGAAGCAUAGGGCUGGGCUUGUUCCGUGUUUGGUGUGUUUGUUGUAUAAGUGAACAUAUAUGUGGCCACAGGUUUCCUAUCAGGUGUGUGUGUGAGAGAGAGAGAGAACGGAAAUAUUACGCCAUGGUUCCAAAAAUUGCAACCAAAACUUCAACUACGCGACAAAACAGUGAACUUACUUACUACCCCACACACAGCCACAAUUUAUAGCUGCUACUAUUUGAAUUUCGGUUCAUCGUUUCAUCCAGUAUAUGUCUACAAUUUCAAUCAUUUUAUGCACCAAUUUUUCCACCAUCCUUUUGAAAUAUGGUGUUUUAUGGAUAUACUUCCCCGUUUUUAGGAACAAUGCCGCGGGAGACGAUCGUGGUAAUUUGAAACAUUUGUUAUUUUUUGGAAGAUCACUUGUUACAACUUACCGCCAGAGAAAAUUGAUGAUGAAGAUAGUAACAACAUGAUAAAAACAAAAUACACACUUAAGCAAUUUGAUGUAAUACAGGCAAACAACAAUACAAACUACUAAAUAUGAUAAGCAGGCAAACUCGAGAAAUGAAACCAUCAUGCAAAGAUGAGUCACUCUCUCUCCCUUGAAGUGUGUGUUUUUGUGUGUGAAAUGUACGGCAGACAAGAGCUAAUUAACCAGGGAAACAUUUGAGUAACAAUAAGUACGUUUGAGUUUUGAGUAAUGAUUGUCAGUUUGAAGUUAAAUAACAUAUUAGUAGAAAAGAAAACAAAAAAAAACAGAAGGAAAUGGAAAGAAAAAAACAGCAGCUAGCAAGUGUAACGAGGUUGGAAUGAGGAAGGUUAGUAACAGCAUGAAAAUGAAAGGAAGGUAAAUUGAAGCAAAAACCCGUUCCAGCCUCGUAAAAGGUUUGCAAUAGAACUUAUUCUACACUAAAUGAUAAAAAAUAACAUUUCAACAAAACGAAUGAAACAACCUAACCACACACCACGUAAUUCAACGAUAGUAGAAGUCGGUUGUGAACGAAACAGUACGGCAACACACAGUUAAAGGGUUUCUUUAAGCAGAACCACAAAGCCAAAGCAAAUGGAAAAAAAAACAUUCUCCAAGAACACGCCAAAAAUUGGAAAUCGCCUACUAAGGUGAUCCAAGAUGGCGCUUGGCUUGUCGGGCAAUUGGGGGACGGACGGAAAAUCAAAGCAACACCGAUCCCACACACAGCAGCAAACUACGCUUUCGAUCCACGUGUCGUAGUAGUCCGCCAUUUUCUACCAUCUAUCCGCGUGGUGGUGGUGUGCAACCGGAGAACGAUCGCGGUUUGCUUUGCAUAUGUAACGAAGGAUGCGUUCAGGUGUUUUGGUUUUUCCCAUUUACUCCCCUUUUGGUUUCGUCUGUAGGUGUGUGCGUGUGUGUAUUAGGUUUUUCAUUUUCCGAUUUGAUUUACCCAGUGGUUUUCUGUGUUUUUUUUGUCAAAUUUACUUACACUAAAACAACCACGGCCGUUUGUGCGUUAUAAGAUUGUGUUUUGUGUUCAAUCUUCCCAGCUUACAAAUCAUUUUUUAUCAGCGCUACAUCCUUACCUUAGCAUAAGAUCGUACAAAUGGUUGAUUGGAUUUAUUGCUUUUUUUAACAAUUUGUGUUUUUAUUAAUGCAACUCUUCGUAAACACUCUACUACUACCAUCAAGCAGCACAACCAUGCAAGGGAUUGGGGCAGUAUAAACCAUUCUUCUCGACCGGCAUUAUUGAAAAUUAACGAUCGCGCCCAGCUAAUCACGCAUUCCUGCAACACGCGUGUUUCAAAAUAGACAGCAAUUCCCCAAUCGCCUGUGUGUAUGUGGGAAUUGGUAAGUGUCUCUGUGAAUAAGCAGGAGGAUAUUUUUAGCAUUUGCGGGGAAGUCUCUCGAAAAGAAGCGAGACCCGCACGGCCACAUACUAGCCAGGUAUGUGCGUGUGCGGUUCCGGGUUUCCCUGUGGUGUAUUCACAUCAAAACAUGCGAGUUGUUAGAGUGUGACGUUUGUUUUUUUUUUUUAAACGGAGAACUGCAUUAUGCUGCAAAAAUUUCAAUCUAGAGAAGAUGGCCCCGGGAAGAACGGUGUUAGAGUAAUGCCUGCAGGAAGAAUAACAUUUUUUUUUCUUUCUUUGCGCCCUAAUCCCAUGCGUGAGGCAAUUUUUAUCUAGACAGUCAAGUGAAGGUUUGUGUUUUGUUUUACCAUUUUACACACCGUUUGAUGGUAUAGCAGGAAAUUACACACCUAAAGUGUUUAGUGACAAAAAAUCAACAAAUUAUUAAUACACAUUUAACAGUCUCUGUAAGCUAAGAGGUAGAGGAGCAAAAACAAAGUGAAAUUGCAUGAAGAAUGUCGCGCGAAAAAAAAACAACAAAGAAAAAUACAGAACGAUAAGUUCAAGCAGAACAAACCAUAAGCAACUGUACGCCACCAUUGCUCUUUAAUCAACAACAAACCAAAGGUAAAUAAAUUGAGCAAGUAACCAUUACGAACAAGAGUGGCAUAAACCAGCAUAAAAAAAAGCAACAAUUACAUCUUACAAUAGUUUAACCACAUAAAUAAGCAGGAUUCGGUAGAAUUAUAAACAUCGGUUGCAGGCAGGUUGUUUGUUUUGAUUGUUCAAACAGAUAUACUACAUACAUUUAUUCUCUACCAAGAACCAGCACCAUGUAAUACACGAACAUUUGAUAUAUACAUUUGAAAUCAAGAGAUCGAAAGAGAGAAGGAAUGCAAAACAAAAUUUGCAAAUAAUAUAUCAUAAAUGAACGAAAACCAAGCAAAAAAAUCACCUAAAUAAUGAAACCAAGCAAACACACUAUUGUACACUAGAAAUAAUAUGCGUGAAACAAAUGAAGAAGCAACAGUAAAAAAAAGGAGAGCUAAACAAAAGCAGAACGCGAACGUUCAGCAUUGAUGUGUUGAUGGAAGGCCAAGCAAAAUGUGAAUCAUUGAAAAAUGGAACCAGUUUGCCUGUACGCGAAGAAAUGUGUGCAAAAAAAACAAUUAAAGAACAAGAAAACAGCAAGAAGAUGCAAAUACUAUGGAUAACUAAUAAAUAAUAUGCAAUGUAGUGUGUGAACGCCACUUAGAAACAGCAACAACAGCAAGUAAACCACCUUGUAGAACUGCGGUGGAUAUAAGGAGCAAACAAAACAAAAAAAAAACGAAAAGAACCACAACAUACGGUAAAUGAAUACCAGUUAAUAUACCAAGCAUAUAAGAACAUCCUUGAAUGAGAAGAACGC